This is a messenger RNA of Oenanthe melanoleuca, 2874 nucleotides long. RefSeq names its product UDP-GlcNAc:betaGal beta-1,3-N-acetylglucosaminyltransferase like 1 (gene B3GNTL1). The transcript is spliced from 13 exons. The record is from RefSeq and is a predicted model, not a curated record. Lineage: Eukaryota; Metazoa; Chordata; Aves; Passeriformes; Muscicapidae. Bases 24 to 1100 code for a protein of 358 amino acids.
CUCCUCCCUGCGGGGCGGCGGCGAUGGCGGAGCGGGGCAGAGCGGGCGGGAGCCCCGGGGGCCCCGUGCAGGUGUCUGUCAUUGUGCCUGUUCACAACAGUGAAUGCUGGUUAGAUGAAUGCCUAAAGUCAGUUUGGGAACAAGAUUUUAAAGGAACCAUGGAGCUGUCGAUUUUUAAUGAUGCCAGUAAGGAUGGUUCUGCUGAAAUAAUUGAAAAAUGGAAGAUCAAGUUGGAAGAAGUUGGUGUUUCAGUAAUCAUUGGGACUAAUGAUUCCUCUCAGCCUCGAGGUGUUGGAUUUGCUAAAAAUCAAGCAAUAAUUCAGAGCUCAGGAACCUAUCUCUGCUUUCUGGAUUCAGAUGAUGUGAUGAUGCCACAGCGGGUUAGGCUGCAGCACGAAGUUGCCAUUCAACACCCAAACAGUAUUAUUGGUUGCCAAGUCAGAAGAGAGCCACUGGACUCUACAGAACGAUACACUCGCUGGAUCAAUAACCUCACCCAGGAGCAACUUCUGACACAGGUGUUCACCUCCCAUGGGCCUACUGUGAUCAUGCCAACCUGGUUCUGCUCUCGAGAAUGGUUUUUUCAUGUGGGAAGAUUUGAUGAGGGUGGAAAGGGUGUCCCAGAGGAUUUGCUGUUUUUUUAUGAGCAUCUCCAGAAGGGUGGUGGAGUGUUCAGGGUGGACCAUUGCCUCCUGCUGUACCGGUACCAUCCCCAGGCUGCCACCCACUCUGUCCUGGAAGGCACCAUCUGGAAUCACCGGGUCAGGUUUCUUGAGGUCAGAGUCCUGAGCUCCUGGACAUCAUUCACCAUUUGGAAUGCUGGCAAGCAAGGCAAGAAGCUCUACAGAAGCUUGUCACCAGCUAAUCAGAAAAAGGUAACUGCAUUUUGUGAUGUCGAUGAAAAGAAAAUAACAAAAGGAUUCUACACUUAUGAGGAAUCUGAGGAGAGACCAAAACCAAAAAUCCCCGUGUGUCACUUCAGGGACGCGACUCCGCCCUUCGUGAUCUGUGUGAAGCUGGACUUGACAGGUGGAGCCUUUGAAACAAACCUGGGCACGCUGAACCUGAAGGAAGGGAUGGAUUAUUAUCACUUUAACUAAACCAAGAGGCAGUAGUUUGCAGACCAGCUCAUGUCAUCAUCCUGCAGUUGAAAUUGAGAAGUUCCUGUCUGUUCCCUUUCCCCAGGAAGGGCAGAGGAGCAGUGGCUGCACAUCUGUGUCUGGAAUGUGGUGCUGCCAGCCUGGAAUGCUCUCUGGAAUGAGGCUGGGAGGGCCCCAGGCAGCAGCUCCAGCCAUCCCACUGCUCUGCAGCUGGCUGGGAACACCCUCAGGGACACCUGAGCCCCUGGGGCACAUCCCACCUCACCUUGGGCACCAGCUGGGGUCUGGGCACUUUCAGGAGGUCGCAGAGGCAGUUCCGUCUCUCCCUCACCACGGGCAGCUCAGCCUCCCUGGGAGGGCAAAAGUUGAUUCCAGUUUGUUAAUUCCAGUGAAUUCAGACACAUCAACCAAGUCUCUCAGUGAUCCACACCACCCCUGCAUCACAAUGGGUGUGUCCUUUCAUUUUUGUACCACCCUAACUCAGGUAAACCACAGCUACACACCAGAUCUGCCACAGGUAACCACUGGCUCAUAAAAUGUCCAAGACUAUUCUUUUUUAGAGUUUUAUAUUUUAAAACGCCACUUACUUGGUUAGAAGUUCAUUUAACUUAUUCUCCAAAGUUAUUUGAUUUGGAGAAGAUUCUCCCAUCCCCUCCAUAGAUAAAAAGCAAAAAAAGGUGAGUUAGAAAUCACUUCAACCUUUUUUUUCACACCUUGGACAAUUUGUCUUAUUUACUACUGGAAACUUUCCUGUGGCUAAACAAAAUGUAUUAUUUAUAGAGUGAUUUGCUUAAACUCUGCAUGACACAAUUGUAUGAUGAAAUCUCUGGAGUCCCAACAAGGAAAAUAUGUGUAUCACAGUAAUUACCAUGCUCCUUCAAAUUCUCAUUUGGCUUCCUGCUGCUAAUACUUAGGGUAAUUCAGAAUUUAAACUGAUUAUUUUAGCACUGGGAGAGCUUGAAGAAAACAAGCAGCUCACUGUGACACUCAGCAACAACUUCACAUCUCUUUUUCUGUAAACAGCUCAAAUCUACCAAGAUAAAACAAUGAAGUUCUGAGUAAACAAGCUCUUUGUCUUUCAUCUCAGAGCAAUGGCCACAGUGCAGCAGGGUACUCAGGGCUUGCCCCAAGCCAGAAUAAGCCAGGCACACCCUAAAAAUGACAGGCUGAAAACAGAAUAUUCAUUUUUCUGCAGCAUUUUUCUGGGGAAGUGUUUUGCUUUGAUUCAGGAACCCAGUUUUUUAUGAGCUGAGCUGCCACUGCUUUUCCUGCAUCCCUUGGUGACAGCAUUCAGCUCAUCCUGCUGCAGUAUCAGCUAACAAUUCCUUAUGCAAUCCCUGAGCAAGCCUGCUGCUCCUAAAUGCAGGUUUCCUAAAGGAGCUCUGAGUCACACCCCACACAAUCCUAAACUUCCACGUGCACUUAAACAAGGAACUGUAACCACAGGCAGAACUGCUGGCAACCACUCCUUCAAAGCUGAGACUCUUGUUCUAAUUUUGCACAGGAAAAUUCAGAAAAAGAGCAGCAGCCACCCCUCCUAAUGAUAAACUCAGCUUUCUUCUCACAAAUAUAAAGUUCUUUAAGCUCAAGCACAGAAAUAAACUGGAAUUGACAUAAAAGACAAAGAGUGUAACAUGCAGUCUGCAACUCUGUCACCCACCCUUAAGGUGUAUUUGUUCUUUGAGCUUGUCUGGGAUGAAUUUAUUUCCAUGAAGUGUCAGUGAAGACAAAAAAGCAUUUAAUGUAAUGACUAAAUAAAUUAUAUAUUUUUCUA